AUGUCCUCCGUCCACGACUACAACAGGGCCGAGGUCCCCGGAAGAUCGGCGCGGGCGUCGUCCACCAGGGGCGUGCGCAAGGCGUUCUCGUGGCAGGCGGUCAGCUGGACGUGGCCCGAGCAGCCGGCCGCCGCCGACGCCUUGCGGGCCGGCUACACGCCGCACACCAACCUGCCGCACGGCCUCGAGGUGUGGCGCUACCGCCUCUUCCUGACCGUGCCGCGCCGCAAGGCCGGCGUGCCCGCCACGCUGGGAUACGUCACCGUACACACUGCCUGUGCCCACAGGUACUACCUGCGGAGAGACGACUUCGACGCGACGUCGUUCUUCGCCAGUAUCGCGGUGGAUGUUGAGGCGGGCCACUGUGGCGAGGCGUUCGCCUACCUGCCGGACCUGGGCUCCUCGGCGCUGGUCGUCUUCAGCCUGUCCGACCGCAGCUCGCGCCGCCUGCGCCACAACUUCUUCCGCAUGGACCCGCUGUACGGCGACUUCGACAUUGCGGGAUUCAACUACCAGCUCGCCGAUGGCAUCUUCUCAGUGGCGCUUUCCGCGCCAGACCCCGAGGACGACGGCUACCGCACCGCCUUCUUCCACGCUCUCUGCUCUUCCAGAGAAUUUGCCGUCUCGUCUCGAUGGCUCAGGAAAAGCACGGCCGCUGGCACCACCUCGUGGUUCCGGUCGUUCCAGCCAGUGGGCAGCCGCGGGGACAGCGGCCAGUCCACAGGCAGCUUCCUGGACGAGCGAACAGGCGUGCUCUUCAUGAUGGAGGUGCUCAACCACCGCGUGACCUGCUGGAACACGCGCUCCGGGCUCCCCAUGGACGCAGAAACCAUAGGUGUCGUCGCCGAGGACGACGGUACCUCGUUCAUCUACCCCAGUGACGUUAAGGUGGAUGCUUCUCGAAACGAGCUGUGGUUCCUGACGAAUGUGUACCCGGUGCUGCUGCUGGGCCGUAUCAACACGACGGAGUACAACUACCACGUUUUCACUGGCGCGGUAGACGAUGUGGUGCGAGACACGCCUUGCGAGCCUGCGCGUGACGCCACGGGCAGCGGACACUGGCGGCGCUACCAGGCGGAAGCCGCGUCCCCCGUGUCUCCCAGCCUCGUCAUGGAGGCGGCGGGGCCGCAGUAACACCAGCUGGCGACGACGCUGCUCCGACAGGUGGUCGCCAACUGCAUCCACCUGUGUCCGCCAGCCUCGUCGUGGAGGCGACGCGACCCCAGUAACGACGGGAGGGGAGCUUCAACAGGUGUUCGGCAACACUGUGUCUCCCAGACUCAUCAUGGAGCCUGUAGCAUAGGCUCCCGCCAACUGUGCCCCAAAGAGUGGCCUGCAACACGUGGUCGGAGCCAGUGACGAAGAGUGCAUACUAGAGGGUGAUUUUUAUUAACAUUUAAAUACACACAAAGCGACGUAUAUGGUCCUGAGAGCCCCAUAUGGGGCUGCAAAUUUCGGAAAAAACCACAAAAGUGGACGACAAACAUUGAACAUGUGACUUCACCAAGUCACGUACCUCGCAGCAGCUGGUCUUAUCGAUCCUGCUCUCACUGGCAGGGGGCAGUGCUACACACCGCUCCGCUAGACUGCUCUGUUUUCGUAAAUGUAAACCGAUUCAUCGUAGUCUUGUACCGCGAGCACUAUCGUAUCAUCAAAUAAUGCAAGAACGAAAGCAGAGUAGACUAACGGAGUGAUGAAAUGCACAGCCCCUACCGAUGAAGGAAGGAUCGACAAGUCCAAGGGCUGCACCUGCGGCGUCAUACGUCACAUGGUAAACUUAAAUGUCGUAUGACUAGGGCGUCCCGUCGGGUAGACCGUUUGCCGGGUGCAAGUCUCGAUUUGUCGCCACUUCGGCGACUUGCACGUCGAUGGGGAUGAAAUGAUGAUGAUGAGGGCAACACAACACCCAGUCUCUGAGAGGCGAAAAUCUCCGACUCAGCCGGGAAUGGAACCCUGGCCCUUAGGAUUCAAAUUCUGUUGCGUUAACCACUCAGCUACCGGGGUAGACUACGUCACCUGGUGAUAUCUCUUGUUCAACACUUGUCAUCAACUUUUGGGGUGUUUCCUGACGUUUGUGGCCCCAUGUGUCUUAGCGUCAUCUACAUCGCUGUUGUGGUUUUUAAGCGUUAAUAACAAUCACACUGCGUAUAAGCACAUUGGACUGGACUGUCAGUCAGACACAAUGACAAGCAUGUAAUGCUACAAACACACGGCAGACAAGCGUGUGAACGACUCAUCAAGCCUCCUUACAGUGCCUUAAAUCUGGUGUUUAGCCUGAUCAGAGUUUACAAGGUUAAAUCGAUCCUUCUCAUUCUGCUGGACAUAACAAUAUUCGUAAAUUAAGAGAAAAAAAUUUUGGUUCUCCUACAGUAUUAGUCUGUGGUGGCCUCCUAAGCCAAAACCAAUUAGCUAAAUAAAUAGAUUCUAUAGGAUAUCCACAGUGUUAUGGUUUCCAUUCAUACUGUCUCCAAUGGUAAGUAACUGCUGAAACCAUGUGUUUUUGGUUGUGCCCUUCUGAUUGUAGAUUGGCAGAAAACUACUUAGCUAUGAACGGCAGUGAGGAAAUACAACUAUUGUGUUGACACAGGCUAGAUAUCAGAGACAUUUUUGUGGUGAUAUGGAUAUUCGUUUGGUGAUAAGGACAUUUUUUGUGGUGAUAAGUGCUUACAAAAUUAUAUCAACAUAUACUUAUAUGUAUGU
Molecule: messenger RNA, 2700 nt
Organism: Schistocerca serialis cubense
Lineage: Eukaryota; Metazoa; Arthropoda; Insecta; Orthoptera; Acrididae
Product: protein yellow-like
Exons: 5
Coding region: 1-1134 (377 amino acids)
Cellular component (GO): extracellular region
Source: RefSeq, a predicted model, not a curated record